This is a messenger RNA of Vitis vinifera (wine grape), 3427 nucleotides long. RefSeq names its product fanconi-associated nuclease 1 homolog. Gene Ontology annotation, cellular component: nucleus. The transcript has 15 exons. The record is from RefSeq and is a predicted model, not a curated record. Gene Ontology annotation, biological process: interstrand cross-link repair. Gene Ontology annotation, molecular function: hydrolase activity, acting on acid anhydrides, in phosphorus-containing anhydrides; flap-structured DNA binding; zinc ion binding. NCBI's taxonomy places the organism in Eukaryota, Viridiplantae, Streptophyta, Magnoliopsida, Vitales, Vitaceae. The coding region runs from base 81 to 3029 and encodes 982 amino acids.
ACGCCCGAUGCCUCCUCGUCUUGGCGGGACGGCAUAUCUGAUUUCAUCAUUUCCAUUUCUUAUUCAAAAAAUCCAUAUAUAUGAUAACAUUGAUGAGGACGAAAGCAGAAAUUAGGGCAGAUCCUGACCGUCAAAGCUCAUCAUCGCCGUCAACCAUGUUGACCGGACGAGAGAGCUUGAUCCGAUUGAUCGGGAAACGGAGGAGGUUCCUCCCCAACCGUCAAUCUCUUCUCUCAGCUCCAAUCGAGAGUACCUUGUCUCUCAGCGGAGAUGAAAAUGGCGGAAUGUUGGAGCGAACAGCGGGCGUUUCGGGUGAAACGACGUCGUCUAAGGUUGAUUGGGUUCCUUGCCCUGUUUGUGGAAGCACUAUUCGCGGUGAAGAUUACAUGAUAAAUUCUCAUCUAGAUGCAUGUCUAGCUAGAGGAACCAAGCGGAAGUUGACCCAACGCACUCUUCUUCAAUUAAACUUCUGCUCAAGAUCAAUGGAUAAACUUGACUCCGGUGAAUCAAAACACUUGGAGAACAGUGGGGUUCUGAAGGCUCCUGAUAACAAUCUUGUACGGAGUACCACUCCUAAAUUUUCCUAUUUGGGUGCAUUUGAGGAAAAUGAUAAUAAACAAUUCAAAUUGGACAUUCACUUAGAUUCUGUCAUGCGUAAUUACAUAGAUAGUUCAGCCGAAAAUUUAAUCAAUGAUGAUACGACCAGCUAUGAUACCAGUUCCAAUUCCCCUUCAUUGCUCCCUAAAGAUGAGAUGCCUAAACAUGAUAUAACUGUAGCUAUGGACAACCUAUCUGGGGUGACUCUUGAAACUUUUAUUGUUGGUCGCAAGUUUAGUGAUGAAGAGGAGUUAAAUAUUGGGGCUAGCAUCUCUCUUCUGAGAGACCCUGAUAAUGUUAAGGACCCCAAUGCUAUUAAGGUCCUUUCUACAGCUUCAGGAUGCAGUAAAGUGCUUGGUUUUCUUCCUCGAGAGUUAGCUCAAUACCUCUCUCCCUUGAUUGAGAAAUACUGCAUGAACUUUGAGGGAUGUGUUACUUCUGUUCCAAAACAUUCUCUUGAUGUUGUUCCGAUCCAGAUUGUGAACCAAAUAAUGAUACCAUGUGGUGAAAAAGAAUUUGAUGAUCUAGAGGCUUUCAGAUUCUUAUGGAAACGUGUUCUUCAGACUGUUGAGUCUGCAAAAACUUGUCCACCCAGCAUUGCAAAAUAUCAGCGGAACUUUUGUUUUUUAAUUCAGGAGGUUUUAGCAAGUAAUCCACACCUCUUCACAGAUGACGAGAAAAUCUUCCUGGGAUCUUUCACUUCACUCUCAGAUGACUGUCAGAGAAUUUUUGUUCGAUUAUAUACAAGAAAAGGGCCAUGGUUUCGGAUGUGUAAUAUUUCCUACCCAGAAGUAUUGGAUUCUAAACAAGCUGUCAGGGGACUUUCUGAUGCAGGUUAUAUUUGUUCCUCUCAGUCCAUGAUUGAGCCACAUGAUAAUGGUGACAUGAAGGAGGUUUUGAAUUUGCUCACUGUUUCUGAGCUACGUGAAAUUUCAUCUGCAGUCAUGAAGCUUCAGCAUUGCCAUCAUGGUACAAGAAAGCAGGAUCUUAUUGCCUCACUUCUUUCUUCUUAUGAAGAUGGAUUAUGCCCACUCCUACAAAGAGCAAUUUUGAACAAAACAGGAACGUGUGUUCGGAUUUCUUGUAAAGCCGAGUCCCUUGUCUGGCGUGCUCUGAGGCUCUUCUUCCUUAAUGGAGAGCAGGAUCUAUCAGCAUUUCUACUAGUUGAUUUGGGAAUAGUCAAGUAUCCAACUUAUAACUGCAUAAUUUCUGAUCAGAUCUUCCCAGGCUUGAAUGAUCUGCUUGCUUAUGAAGAGGCCAUUGAAGUUGCACAAAUAAUGGAUGAAGCUCUUGAUGACAAGAACAGUGGAUUGGUGUUAAGAUGCAUUAGUAUAUCCAACUCCCGCCUAUUCAUUUCCUGUUCAAAGUCAACUCAAUCUUCAGCUUCUGAAUCAGCAGCUACAUUCCUUUCAUGCCUUUCAGCAUCAUGGGUAUACUCGAAAGUGGUCUUGUUGGGAAUUUCCUUUCUCGAGCGUGAGCGCAGGUACGAUGAUGCAGUACAUUUACUGAAGCGUCUGCUGGAUGGUUUUACUUGCGAUGGAAGAAGAGGAUAUUGGACCUUGAGGUUGUCAGUUGAUUUGGAGCAUUUAGGACGUCUCAAUGAGAGCCUUUCAGUUGCUGAAGAUGGAUUGCUAGAUCCAUGGGUUCGUGCUGGUUCAAGAAUGGCACUACAAAGGCGAGUUCUUCGCUUGGGAAAACCACCAAGGCGCUGGAAAACUCCUUGCUAUUCAGAGGCCAUCAAGAGGAAGAUCAUUGAAGUUCAUGUUCAAGGUAGACCUUUGAAUUGUGAAACUGGGAUGAAAAGCCGUUUUUAUGGUGAAGAUGGAGAGCAAUGUGGAGUAGAGCAACUUGCUCUGCAGUAUUAUGCUGGGGAAGGAGGUGGUUGGCAGGGUGUUCAUACAGAGAGUGGCAUUUGGUUGACCAUAUUUGGCCUUCUGAUGUGGGAUAUUAUUUUUGCUGAUGUACCAAAUGUCUUCCACACCAGGUUUCAGACUGCUCCACUGGAUUUGGAGACACAGAACUUUUAUGUAAUGAGGAAGAGUCUCAUAGAAUCCCACCUGGAGAAAAUUAAUAGCGACAUGGCUGAGGAAAUCCUCAUCACUUCAUGGGAAUCGCAUGUUGGAGUAGCUUGCAGAGGAGUCAAUUGGGAUCGUCAUUCCUUGUCUGAGCUUCGUGCAGCUGUUACUUGCAUUGGGGGCCCUUGUUUGGCCUCCAUCUGCCGACAUUUGGCUCAAGAUUAUCGGAGCUGGUCCAGUGGAAUGCCAGACCUGUUGCUAUGGCGCUUCCAUGAAGAUUACAAAGGUGAAGCCAAGCUAGUUGAAGUCAAAGGCCCCAGAGAUCGACUCUCUGAACAGCAGCGAGCAUGGCUGCUGCUUUUAAUGGACUAUGGCUUCAAUGUAGAGGUGUGCAAAGUGGGCCCUGCAUCCAAAUGACGUCAUGUUCUGCAAAUAAACUUCAUAGCAAAUUCUUUGCGAAAUCGUGAACAGUGAGUAUAUUCUGAAGUCGUAGAGGUGUGUCAGUAUCACAGCACGCUGUCGACCUUAAAAAAGAAGCCAGGUCAAGUAGCAGCAGAUGACAGAAAUUCACUUGGCUGUAAACUAUGUUCACCUUCAGCCUCCUGGAAGUUCAAAUUCCUUUCUGAGGCUCUGCUUGUUGUAAUGGAUGCCAAUUUGGUGUGUAAACUAUUUGUAUGGAGCCACAUGAAGGGGCUUAUGUGUUACUGUAGAGGAAACUUUUCUUCGAAAGGAAGACUCGACCACAUUUUUCCAACACUGUUAUAUUAUAUAUUCUUUGUUAAGAAAACAUCUCCAUUGUACGGAUAAUUAGCCCA